AUACAUUCUAUAAAAAAUUAAUGCUCCGCCAGGUUCUUACUAUGAAGGCCUAUUUCCUAGUCGUCCUAGUGUGUGUCCUCUAUGCCAGCUAUGUGUCGUCUGCUAGGAUACUUGCAGUUCUACCAUUCCCAGGCCGCAGUCACUACAUCUACCACAUCUCGGUGUUGAAGGCGUUGGCAGAGAGCGGCCAUCAGAUAGUAGAGUACAGUCCGUUCCCUCCAAAACAAGCCAUAGCAAACCACACUCAUGUCUACCUGCACACCAGCUUCAAUACGAAAUUGGGUAACAGGAGGUUCGAGGAUAUGCCAAAACAUUCUGAACAACUAACAAACUACUUCGGUCUAAUAUGGCUCAACAUUUGGAAUCUGCUCUACCCAAUUUGUAGGGAAACAUUUGAAAAUGAAAACAUAAAAAAACUUCUUCAGUCAAACGAACAUUUUGACUUGGUGGUCACUUCAUCUACCUUUGGACAAGAAUCGAUGCUCGUGUUCGGUCACAAGUUCAAAGCCCCAACUGUCACUCUGCAAGGGAAUCUCCACUCUAUGAUGCUCAACAGAGAUGCUGGAAAUGAUCUUGUGAUGGCAACAAUCCCAGACUCUUUUUCAUUUGCGUUUUCUGAUCGAAUGACCUUCACAGAACGUUUGAGAAACUUUGUGUCAACCUCUGUUACACUCUUUUUAUACUACUUCUCCCAUCUUCCAAAGCACAACAAACUGUUGGAAAUGUAUUACGCUUCUGACAGUGUUUCUGUUGGCGAGCUGACUACAAAUGUGUCAUUAACGCUUGUUAACACCCACCCUGCAGUAUUCUACCCCCACCCGUUCACACCCAAUAUAAUUCCUAUUGCUGGAAUCGUGAUAGACCCUAAAAAACCUCCUUUGCCUAAGGAUAUACAAACUUUCAUGGACAACGCCAAAGAAGGAGUUGUCUAUUUCAGUUUUGGAACUGUGAUUCCCACACACACAAUGCCUGAAGCAAUGCUUAAUAUGUUCAUGACCGUUUUCAAAAAAUUACCUCAAAAGGUUCUUUGGAAGAUAGAAGCUGACAAACUACCAGAGAUGUCACAAAAUGUCAAACUUGUAAAAUGGGCCCCACAACUAGGGGUAUUAGAACAUCCAAACUGUGCAGUGUUUGUCACACACGGGGGAUUGUCUAGCCAGAUAGAAGCGAUUCACGCAGGAGUACCAACUGUGGGAAUACCCUUUUUUUCCGAUCAGUUCUUCAACAUCAGGUUCAACGAAGAAAGAGAAAUUGGAGUAAAAGUUGACUUUAAAACACUCUCUGAAGAUAAACUCCAUUUUGCUCUGGAAAGAGUUUUAAAUAACUUCAAGUACAGAGAGAAUGCACGUCGCCUCUCUAGCAUAUUCCGAGACACCCCCUCUUCACCGACUACCUCUGCUGUGUACUGGGUAGACUACGUUCUCCGCCAUAACGGGGCCUCUCACCUGCGUCCCGCAGCCUCCCGCAUGGCUCUGUACCAGCUGAUGCUGCUAGAUGUGGCGGGGGUAGUGAUACUCGCCACUUUCACAAUUGGAAUAGCAUUAUGUUGGUUGUGUAAAAGUAUUGGCAGUUUUUGUGGUAAAAGUAUGAACUUAGAUAAGAAAAAUAAAUAACUCCCGUUGUAAGCCUAAAUUUUUUUGUAAUAAAACAAAUUGUUUUCAAUUAUUGUGAAUUUUAGGUUAAGCAGGUGUGUAAUUAAGCAGCAAUAGUAGUUAAAUGAUCAAUUUAUUUUAAAAUUUAUAGAAUUUUCUGGAUGCAAAAUAAAUUGUAAACCUGUCUUAAAAAAAAACAAAAUUAUUUGGGCUAUCAAUCAAA
Macrosteles quadrilineatus (aster leafhopper) is the source of this 1815-nucleotide messenger RNA. Its product is annotated as UDP-glycosyltransferase UGT5-like. Lineage: Eukaryota; Metazoa; Arthropoda; Insecta; Hemiptera; Cicadellidae. Bases 21 to 1613 code for a protein of 530 amino acids. The transcript has 5 exons. The record is from RefSeq and is a predicted model, not a curated record. Gene Ontology annotation, molecular function: UDP-glycosyltransferase activity.